This is a messenger RNA of Physella acuta, 3075 nucleotides long. RefSeq lists its product as uncharacterized. The record is from RefSeq and is a predicted model, not a curated record. Lineage: Eukaryota; Metazoa; Mollusca; Gastropoda; Physidae.
UAUGAUGCCUUCACACACCAUCGUGUUUGUUUAUAUGUUGAUAAACAUCAACAUUGUUGUAUACUGUAUUCCAAUGUGCAAUGUCUGCGGCGAGAAUACGGAAUGUGUGAUAAACAGGACGUAUGUGCAAAGUGAUCAGCCUUAUGUCCAUUUAGUUUGGAGUCGUAAUUCUACACCAAUUACCGAAUGCUUCAUUAAUGGAGAAUAUGUCUGUAAAGUUUACCCACAAUAUAGACAUAAUGUAGCGACUGAUAUAUUUUUUGAAGCCGAUCGGUUUCAUUUCAGUAUCAAAUUGGUAAACUUAAGUCGAAAUUUGAGUAGCAUUUUGUCGUCCGAGGGAGUUUGGGAACUAUUCGAACAGAAAAAUAACAGCGAAAAGCAGCUCCAAUAUUCUUGUAUGCUAAACAUAUACAGUCAAUUAAACAUAGAUAGCUGUUACUACAAGCCCAAGAAGGAAGGAUUGCUGAUAUCAUGUACAACAACACCGUCUUAUCCGAAAAGCAUUUGCAAGUUUCAAGCAAGACUUAACGCGUAUCCUAUAAACGAACUUCAAAGCACAGCAUACCAUUAUACGACAGUGAAGACGAAUCCUAUUUAUUACAAAACGGAAUGUUUUGUUUUAAUACCAACCUUAGAUUUGCUUCCGGGAAUGUAUGAGUAUGAUGUAGAAAUAUUUCAAGCUAUCGGUGAAGUAAACGAAAUCAACAAAAUUGCUAUAAAAAACAAAACAUUAAUAAUCGAAUUCCCAAAAAUUGACUUUGAAAACUGUCCGAAAACUAUCACAAAAGGACAAUACAUUCACUGUGUUUGCAAAAAGACAGACGACAGCCAAGUAAACACAACUUUAGCCUGGUAUAUAAACAACACGGUACAUACAUCAACAUCCCUUCAAAGAGCUGUCCUCCUCUCUAUCCAAGUAUAUUAUAAUAACUCAGAAUUUGUUUGCGCAGCUACAAAUGAUUUUGGAUGGAAAGUUGUGGAAAAAUACAAACCAAUUACACGGGAAGAUAAUAGCAUCAACUGCGUUCAAGAGAAGCCCAACAUUUGUGGAAGAAACUGCUACACUAACGAAGAGUUUUGUCACCAUGAAAAAGUGUAUCAUUGUCAAAAUGCAUCCGACGUUAUUGAAAAUAUACAAGAAUGGUGUAAAACUCAACCUAAUUUAUGUAACAAACUUUGUAUAUCCCUUAACAAAACAACAUAUUAUAAAGGAAACAGUAAUAGUAUUGAUGAGAAGACAAUUUUAUUUUUAGUAAUAACCGUUUUUCUAGUAAUAUGUCUGGGUGUUCUAAUCGGCUGUUGUUUGAAUAGACGACGUUGCUUCAGAUCGACAAAAAAACAGGAAAAUAUGAACGUCAAUGGUUCAAAUGGUGACUCGCAAGAUCAGCCUCUUGAAAAUACGUCAAUCAAUAACUCUACUCAAAAUGCAAGGAAAAAGAAUGUAGCUGAUGAAAAUGGUUCUGAAGAUGAAUAUUCAGAGAAAGGUUCUCUUCUAGAAGGUAACCUGCAGGAUUCGCAACAAAAUGGUCAUGUCAAAAGUGAUAAAUCGACUUCUUUGAAUACAAAGCGUUUCAUAACUUCUAACAAUAACAAAAGAAUCCCCGUUUUGCAAAAAUUUCAAGAAUACAGUCAAGACACAAAAGACCGAUCGGCGUCAAGUACUUCGCAGGAUGCAUACCCAGAGAAAUCUGAAUCAUCUAAAGACUGUGAGAGUUCCUGAUUACAUAACGCACCACAAGAAGCUUUCAAUUUUUAGGAGGUGAUACAUAAAACAGAGGUGACAAAGUUAGUGGCUCCAGUAUGUGAUCUUAUUGAUAGUAAAAUUUCAUAAUAUACUUUAAUUACGAUUGAUAAAAAAGAAAAUGUUGUUUCAUACGUAUAUACACUUUUGUAUACGCCUACUGUCUUUAUUUAGUUUGGCUUACUUCCCGGUAUUAUUACUAAACUAUAAACCGCUAAACUAUAGUACCAAAUAUGAUACACUGUUAUGUUUAAAAUUUUAUUUGCUUUAGCACUGCUAUUGAGAUCAAUGGUAAUCUAUAAGCUAAACAAAUGUUUUCUUUUUUAGUAACAUAUUUCACAUGUUUUACAUUUUAAGUAUUGUAACAAUUUUAUGACUAACAACAAAAUCCACUUAGGUUGUAAGAGAUGUGCCAAAAAAACAAUUCUGAAACAAGUACCUGACAACUUUCCUUUUGGUAUAAUUAUUGAAGUCCAGUUUAGUUGCAUUAUUCAUUUAUUUAUCACUUGUGGCCCCUGGGAGCAAAUACUGCUUGUCUAUGUAACCCUCCUCGUCUCCAAGCAAUAUAUAUUGGUAUUAAAGAUUCUUAUCUCUGAGUUAAAGGCAUAUCUAGCCCUGUUUAUAAGGCUGUUUAUGUCCUCGUCUGCUCCCCCGUCCUUGUUGAUCACGCUUCCCAGAUGUGUGAAUGUGUUUGUUUCUCGUAAAUCUUCUCCAUUUAGCUGUAUGAACAGGCCCUUAUCCCUUCUGAUGCUGAUUACCUAUGCUUUACAUGUAAAUCAAAUAUGCUAAUAAUAUUUUGUAAUAUAUUUAUUUUAAUUAGUUGGCACAUUUGAUUUAGAAUUUUUGUGUCGAUUAUGUUGAAUAAUAUAAAGUAAAUUUCUUUUUUUUUCUUUUUAUUUAAGUAAGUUUAAUUGAGGACUUCCACUUCUGGACAUGUUGACAUUUUCUAAUGGAUUUAAAUGUAAUUGAAUUUUCUAGGUUAAUUAAUUUGUUAAAUUAAAUAUGUUAUAUUAUGUUACCUCUUAAUAGUAUAUUACUAGCCGUCCCGGCCAGGCCCUGCACUGGCAUCUCUGAAAAACGUAUCUGUUAAGGACCAUUGUUAGGAUUGUUACAUAUAAGUAUUUACGUAGAUUUAGAGUAGCGUCCCUUUUGUUUACAUGUUUUCAUUAACAUUCAAGCUAUAGUCUAUUUUAGUAUAUUCAGAUUAAAGAAUGUAAAUAAAUAGUACACACACAUUUUGUAGCAUAGGAACGAUUGGGAGGGAAGUGACAUAGAGCGCAGAAAACUUAGAUGUUAGGUGGGGUAUAAAAGGUGGGGUUAGGAAUAUUAGGGGG